AUGAAGGGCCAAUCUAUCACUGCGUUCAUGACAGGGCUGAAGGUCAUUCUCGCCCAGAUGGAGACAGUUCCUCACAGGUCCUGUCAGAAGCGGGUGCUUACACAAGCUGCCACUCCCCCACCAACCAUCGAUCUCGACCUGGGAGACGAUGAGCUCUUCCCAUGCGACUGCACUCUACAGGGCCGAAACUCCCUGGAUGCCGCCUACCUCAACAACCCACUACUCAGCUCGCUCAAGACCAAGGAGUGCGGCCUGGACUAUAUCAGGCGUGCUCUCGACGCCCUUGAGGCCAUGAGCACCUGCACGCGGUGCUCCGGGAAGGAAUACGUCCGAAGCUUCCUCUAUCUGCUCUGCCGAACGAUCUUGCAAAGAAGCCGGGCGUUCUAUCACCACCUGGUCCGGACGUACGAGGGCAAAGACCAGCAGCCUCUUUUGCUGGAUGAUUACCAGCUUGCGACGGUCGAGGAACGGGCUGCGCUGCUGUGUAUGUUCACCUAUGUCGAGAUAAAGCGAUUCCACGACUGUGUGGGUCGCAUUAUCGAGACGCUCCGAGAACAGCCCAUGUUCGAUGAGGAUUCGUGGGCCCUCAUCAAGGGUCAGGCCUAUAAGCUGGCUGUCGAUACGGCUGAGCUUCGCUUCAAAUCCAUUCACUGUUAA
This is a messenger RNA of Aspergillus udagawae, 657 nucleotides long. RefSeq lists its product as uncharacterized. The coding region runs from base 1 to 657 and encodes 218 amino acids. Lineage: Eukaryota; Fungi; Ascomycota; Eurotiomycetes; Eurotiales; Aspergillaceae. The transcript has a single exon. The record is from RefSeq and is a predicted model, not a curated record.